Messenger RNA from Daphnia pulicaria, 2722 nucleotides. RefSeq lists its product as uncharacterized. The record is from RefSeq and is a predicted model, not a curated record. Gene Ontology annotation, molecular function: GTP binding. Bases 307 to 2496 code for a protein of 729 amino acids. Lineage: Eukaryota; Metazoa; Arthropoda; Branchiopoda; Diplostraca; Daphniidae. The transcript is spliced from 2 exons.
GACGAGAGUUUUAUUGUAGAGGAUACACGAAACUUUAUGAUGGUGAUAUUAUACUGAUAUGCGGUUUCUAUAUCAGUUUCACAUAUCAUUUUUCAACGCCGACAAAAUAAAUAUUAGCUACAUGCUACAUCUACCAAACUUAUCACGAGUAACCAUACUAACCAAGUUAUCAUCAACUGCUGCACAAAUACUAUAAACAACUUACAGGCUAUAACUUCAUUUUGGUCUGAACAAUUGUGAGGUCGUGAUGCGUCGUGUUGUCAAAAGUCAAGGUAAAUUUUUCCUUUAAACCGAGUGUGCAAGAAAAUGAGCAUGGAAGAAGUUAAGCUGAUUGAGACUCUCAUCAAAGACGCAAAAGCCAACGAAAGUGAAAUCAUCCGAAUUUAUGGUAACAUCGCCAGUAAAUUAGGGGAAUCUGCACCAUCCAAUUUGGUACCCUUCCUUAAUCAGUCAGCCGCUCACUUGUUAUCACCACAGGUUAUAGACAUCCUGAAAAAUCAUCGAAUUGAUGCCCACAGUUACCUUUUAGUGGCCAAUAAUUUGCUGGAUUUAGAAGACGUCAAAGAUGACCUACUGUACGGCGAUGUCCUAACGAACGCCAUACCCGCCAACACCAUCAGAAGGCUGAAAGUUGCAUUGGCUAUCACACCCUUGGCUACACCAGCAGCACAACAGCCACACCCAACAGUGGUGCCCAUAGUAACCGCGCCCAGCAUUCAAACGCAGAGUAGUCAACAGCAGUCUGGUGCCUCAGCUACUGAUGGGAAUGACAAUUUUAGAUUACCCAUCGAAAUCAAGAAAGAGUGUACCGAAAUGAAAAAUGUGGACGGUAUGCUUUGUUACAAAUUAAAUUUAAACGAAGCGUCCACGUUUGCUGGUGCGGCCUCCAUCAUCAAGCGAUUCGCUUUCAAUGCACCAGCAGCCCAUCCCCCAAAAAAGGAAUGGAAAACUAUUUUGCUGAUGGGUGCGACUGGAUCUGGCAAGACGACCAUGAUCAACGCAAUGAUCAAUUAUGUACUGGGCAUCGAAUGGGAGGAUCCUUUCCGUUUCAUGCUCGUCAAUGAAGAUCUUAGGGGGGCGUCGCAAGCGCACAGUCAAACGACCGGAGUCACGGCGUACGACAUUCAUUACAGAAAGGGCUUCCGCAUUCCGUAUUCAUUGACUAUAGUCGACACGCCGGGAUUCGGAGAUACCGAAGGCAUAGAUCGCGACAAAGAAAUCACUUCGGCCGUCAAACAAUUUUUUGAACAUCAAAAUGGCAUUCAGGAACUGGAUGCUGUCGGAUUCGUCGUGCAGUCCGCACUUGCCCGGCUUACUAGCGCGCAAACGUACAUUUUCAAUUCGGUCCUGUCCAUUUUCGGGAAAGACAUCAAAGAAAAUGUUCGUUUCCUCGUGACUUUCUCUGACGGAAGUGCACCUCUCGUCCUGGGUGCCAUAAUAGAGGCGAAACUUCCUUGCCAGAUGAACUCGAAUAAUUUGCCGUGCCAUCAGAGCUUCAACAAUGCGGCCGUUUAUAUUUCGGAGGCAUUAGCUAAAGAAAAUCUGCUAUUACGUUUCCAAUGGGAUAGUGGAAUAAAGAAUUUCAAAUCCUUUUUUGACGAGCUGAACAAGAUGCCGACUAAAUCGCUGCAGAUGACGAAAGAAGUGUUGCAGAUCAGAAAGUGUCUGGAAAUUCAUUUGGAUUUCAUGCAGAGGGGCAUCCAACAGCAGCUGAUGAAGAUGGAAGAACUGAGCGAGACGGAGAAAAUCAUCGCUCUGAACAAGAAUCACAUCGACGCCAACAAGAAUUUCGAGAUGAAAGUGCCAAUAUCCAAGAAGGUCAAAGUCAAGUGCAUCAAUAAUCAGAACGCCAUGAACUGCGUCAAGUGCGAAGUAACGUGUCACUUUCCUUGCGAUCCGUCGUAUUUUACUCGUUUUUGUCCAGCCUUCUGGGAUCCAGCGAAAUUAAUGUCUUCUGAUUCAAAAGAUGUCCCUAUGACUUCAGCCAUAAAAUUUUAUGCGAGUUCGUUGAGAACCGUUGUAAGUACUGCAUACAACUUGGUAGUUAAUGAGGAAGCUCUGAAAUGCAGGGUUUGUCCGGGUAACUGCCCAACCAGCGACCACCUAAACGAAGACACAAAUUGGCAAUACGUCCAGGAGGACGAGAUCAGGACCCUGUACGAUAUUCGCAAGAAGUACGAAGACGCCAUGGGACAGAGGCUGAGCGCUGAAGGGUUGAAGAACGCUUUGCAAGCGGAACUGGAACAACUGAAAUUCGAAAUGUGUAAGACGAUUGAAGAGAUCACACAAUGCUCGAAUUUACUGCAGCAGAAAGCCCUUCACGGUGAUCCGCUCACCACUCCCGAAUACAUUCAGAUGAUGAUCGAAAACGAGAAGAACGAGAAGAAACCCGGAUACAAUGAGAGGAUCAAGAGUUUGCAACAAGUGCUGAAAAAAGCGGAACUUACCAAGGACGUGCUAAAUAAAGGAGAAAUAACCAAGCAAUAUUCUCGUUAAAAAAUUUAAAAAAAUUUGCAUGUGCCACAACAGCGCCGCUUGCCAUCUAUUUUCGCUGUAGUAUACUAUUAGAAACGCAAUAGCUUUUAUAUAUUAAAUUCAUUACUAAAUGUUUUCUACUUAUAGAGAUAACAAAUCAGAAAUAUAAUUGCCAUUUCUUAUCAAUUUAAACCGUAAUUUUUCUGUAGAAUUCCUGGGAAACAUAAUACAAUGCUUUUAUAACCAG